AUGUCGCUCUUCGGUUCUGUCGGCGCAGCGGCGACGACAGCGAAUCAAACCAACACCACCGGUGAUAUUUCCAAAGAUGUCGCGCUGAAUUCGCCCCCGGAAGACAGCAUCUCGGAUCUGCGGUUCUCCCCCGCCAGCGAACACCUCGCCGUCGCCUCGUGGGACAAGAAAGUCCGCAUCUAUGAGAUCAACGAACAGGGCCAGAGCGAAGGGAAAGCUCUGUUCGAGCAUGAAGCCCCGGUGUUGAACUGCUGCUGGUCACCAGAUGGAACAAAGGUCGUCGGAGCUGGCGCUGAUAAAGCCGCCCGCAUGCUCGACCUCGCCGCCAACGCUACCACGCCCGUCCAGGUUGCCGCCCACGACGCCCCCAUCCGAUGCUGCCACAUGAUCCCGAACCCGGCGGGGAACAGCCCGCUGCUGGUGACGGGGUCGUGGGACAAGACGGUCAAGUACUGGGAUCUCCGGCAGUCGACGCCGAUCGCGACGCUCGAGUGCCAGGAGCGCGUGUACACGAUGGACGUCAAGAACAAGCUGCUCGUGAUCGGCACGGCGGACCGCUACAUCAACAUCGUCAACCUCGACAACCCCACGAAAUUCUACAAGACCAUGCAGUCCCCGCUCAAGUGGCAGACGCGGGUCGUCAGCUGCUUCACCGACGCCACCGGCUUCGCCGUCGGCAGCAUCGAGGGCCGCUGCGCCAUCCAGUACGUCGAGGACAAGGACUCCAGCUCCAACUUCUCCUUCAAGUGCCACCGCGAAACGCCCCCCGGCCAGCGCGACGUCAGCAACAUCUACUCCGUCAACGCCAUCUCCUUCCACCCCGUCCACGGCACCUUCUCCACCGCCGGCUCUGACGGCGGUUUCCACCUCUGGGACAAGGACGCCAAGCACAGACUCAAGGGCUACCCCAACGUCGGCGGCCCCAUCACCGCCACCGCCUUCAACCGCACCGGAAACAUCUUCGCCUACUCGGUCUGCUACGACUGGAGCAAGGGCUACUCCGCCAACACGCCGCAGCUCCCCAACAAGGUCAUGCUACAUCCCGUCGCGCCAGAAGAGGUGAAGCCUCGCCCGGGCACCCGGAAGCGGUAG
Messenger RNA from Aspergillus terreus NIH2624, 1092 nucleotides. RefSeq names its product putative nuclear pore complex protein (SonA) (gene sonA). The transcript has 2 exons. Gene Ontology annotation, cellular component: nuclear pore. Gene Ontology annotation, biological process: RNA export from nucleus; transcription-dependent tethering of RNA polymerase II gene DNA at nuclear periphery. The record is from RefSeq and is a predicted model, not a curated record. Gene Ontology annotation, molecular function: RNA binding; ubiquitin binding. NCBI's taxonomy places the organism in Eukaryota, Fungi, Ascomycota, Eurotiomycetes, Eurotiales, Aspergillaceae. Bases 1 to 1092 code for a protein of 363 amino acids.